AUUUAGUUGGUUACUUAUAGAUAUUAAAAUAUAAAUAAUAAUAAUAUAUAAUCACACAGAUCAAAAAAAAUAAAAGAUUUAUAAUGGGUAGAACUUAUAAUGAAGAAUUGGAAUACAUAGAAAAAAUCACACCAAACUCAUACAAAAUAAAAAAAGGUUUUGUACCUAAUAUGAAUGUUGAAGGGAUAUUUUAUAUUAAUCAACAUCUUGAAAAGCUAAUGUUUGAUGAGUUAAGACAGUUUGCUAAUUUUGGAGGUGUCGGUGGAUUUCUUCCUGGGAUGAAACAGAUUGCAAAUGUUGCUGCACUCCCUGGAAUUGUUCAUAGAUCUGUUGGCUUACCUGAUAUUCACUCUGGCUAUGGUUUUGCUAUUGGUAAUAUGGCAGCAUUUGAUGUUAAUGACCCAUUAUCAAUAGUUUCACCGGGAGGUGUUGGUUUUGAUAUUAACUGUGGUGUACGUUUAAUAAGAACAAAUCUUAAUGUUAAAGAUGUUGAGCCUUUCAAAGAACAAAUUGUUCAGUCUCUGUUUGACCACAUACCUGUUGGCGUUGGAUCUAAAGGAAUAAUUCCAAUGGGUGCCAAUGAUUUAGAAGAAGCUUUAGAAAUGGGUAUGGAUUGGUCUCUGAGAGAAGGUUAUAUAUGGGCAGAAGAUAAAGAACAUUGUGAAGAAUAUGGUAGAAUGCUUCAGGCAGAUCCAAGUAAAGUCAGUACAAAAGCCAAAAAACGAGGUUUACCUCAAUUAGGUACUUUAGGUGCAGGAAAUCACUAUGCUGAAAUUCAAGUUGUUGAAGAGAUAUUUGAUACACAUGCAGCAAAAAGAAUGGGACUUGAUCACUGCGGACAAGUAUGUGUGAUGAUUCAUUGUGGGAGUAGAGGUCUCGGACAUCAGGUGGCUACUGAUGCAUUGGUUGCAAUGGAACGUGCAAUGACUCGUGAUAAAAUAAUUGUUAAUGACAGACAGUUAGCUUGUGCUAGAAUAAAUUCAACAGAGGGUCAAGAUUAUCUAAGUGCAAUGGCAGCUGCUGCUAAUUAUGCCUGGGUCAAUCGAUCAAGCAUGACUUUUUUAACCAGACAGGCAUUUGGUAAAGUUUUUAACUCAACUCCAGAUGAUUUGGAUAUGCAUGUCAUUUAUGAUGUUUCUCAUAAUAUUGCAAAAAUCGAAGAACAUAUGGUUAAUGGGUGUUUAAAAACCUUGUUAGUUCAUCGUAAAGGUGCAACUCGAGCGUUCCCACCACACCAUCCUCUAAUUCCUGUGGAUUAUCAAUUGACAGGACAACCUGUUCUCAUUGGUGGUAGUAUGGGAACUUGUAGUUAUGUGUUAACUGGUACUGAAGUUGGAAUGAAAGAAACUUUUGGAACAACAUGUCAUGGAGCAGGUAGAGCUUUAUCACGGGCAAAAUCAAGAAGAAACCUUGAUUAUAACCAAGUGCUUGAUAAACUUAAAAGUCAAGGAAUUUCAAUUAGAGUGGCUUCUCCAAAGCUUGUUAUGGAAGAGGCGCCUGAAUCAUAUAAAAAUGUAACAGAUGUUGUGGACACUUGUCAUGCAGCUGGCAUCAGCAAAAAAGCAAUUAAACUGAGACCAAUCGCUGUCAUUAAAGGAUAAAAUUGUUUUUAUUUUUUAUAACGUUUCUUAAAAUAAUGUUAAAAAAGAAA
Molecule: messenger RNA, 1651 nt
Organism: Hydra vulgaris (swiftwater hydra)
Lineage: Eukaryota; Metazoa; Cnidaria; Hydrozoa; Anthoathecata; Hydridae
Product: RNA-splicing ligase RtcB homolog
Biological process (GO): tRNA splicing, via endonucleolytic cleavage and ligation
Cellular component (GO): nucleus; tRNA-splicing ligase complex
Molecular function (GO): RNA ligase (ATP) activity
Source: RefSeq, a predicted model, not a curated record